AUGUGGCUGGACUACUCUAAGUACAAGACGAACGGAACUUCUGGGUCUGAGGAUAAUGAAGACGCUGCUGGGUCUGUGGACGAGGACAUGUUGGAAGAUGAUGACGAUGAAGAGGCUGCGCCAGUGCGACCGUACGUGGCUCUUCUUCAAGGGUUCACGGAUGAUAAUGCUCCAAACGCAAAGCGUCGCAAGCUCGACCACUCAUCCUCGAAGGCGGCAAACAUCGACAUGGAAGCGCCGGAGGACGGGAAUGAUGACGAGAGCGAAGAUGAGGGCAAGACCCAAGAUGCAGAUGCCGUCGAUGAGCCAGAAGAUGCCGGGCCGGAGAUGGACGAACAACCACUGGAAGAUGACUCUUCUGAUGGCGAGGAGGAGGCGACGGACCCAUUCGACAUCCACUUUGCUCGCCCUGACGAGGAGAAGAGUGCAAUGUCUGUCAAGGCUGCGAAAUCUGGCGAGUGGACAACAAAGCGGGCUCUGUUCAAGCCCUGGAGGGCCACGUUUCAACAGCCGGGGACGGACGCCAACAUGGAGAUACCAUCGCAUACAACGAGUCUGGAGCCGUAUGGCUUGAAGAAGAAACUCAAGGAAACCGCCGCGAAACAUCUGACAAACCUGAGCGAGGUCGAGCAGGGGAUUGCACCGAUGCUUUUUGGCUAUCGGGAUAUCCUGCAUUGCGAUCGCACAGUCAAGGAUUCACAAGCGCUGCGGCGCAUGGUUUGCUUGCACGCGUUAAAUCAUGUCUUCAAAGACAAGGUCAUCAAAAACAAUUACAAGCUCGCAAAAGAGAGCGACAAUGCGGAGCUCGACCUCCGCGACCAAGGCUUCACACGCCCGAAAGUUCUGUUUUUGCUGCCCACUAGGAAUUCGUGUGCUCGUAUGAUCAACGUGCUGCGCGAUCUGUGCGAGCCUGAUCAGCAGGAGAACAGGAAGCGGUUCGACGAGUCCUACAUUGACAAGCAGAACACGUUCGGCCAGGAUCGGCCCAUUGACUUUAGAGACUUGUUCGAAGGCAACGACGACGACAUGUUCCGCCUGGGCGUCAAGUUUACGCGCAAGACGAUGAAGUACUUUGCGCAGUUCUACAAUUCCGACAUACUCUUUGCGAGUCCCCUGGGACUACGGAUGGCCAUUGGUUCCGAAGAGGAGAAGAAAAAGGUCGACUACGACUUUCUGAGCUCGAUCGAGAUGGUGGUUAUGGAUCAGUCCGACGCCCUCCUGAUGCAAAACUGGGAGCACAUUGAAUUCAUUUUCGAGCACCUGAACCUGCAGCCCAAGGACGCACACGACUGUGAUUUUAGUCGUGUCCGGAGCUGGUACCUGGAAGACUGGGCCAAGUACUUCCGCCAGACCGUCAUCCUGUCGGCAUUCAACACCCCUGAACUCACCGAGCUGUUCCGAACCCGCUGCCAGAACUGGCAGGGCAAGGCGCGCCUGCAGCUGGAGUACGCGGGGAACCUGCAGCAACUCGGCGUCAAGGCCAAGCAGACAUUUUCGCGGUUCCAGGCUCCGUCGCCAGACAAGGACCCCGAUGCCCGGUUCAAGUACUUUACGAGCGCAAUCGUGCCGGGCCUCGUCAAGCGGGCCAAGGACGCGACGGGGACGCUGAUCUACAUCCCAUCCUACCUGGACUUUGUGCGCGUGCGCAACUACUUUGCGAAUGCGCAGGAGGUCCUGAGCCUGAGCUUUGGCGCCAUUUCCGAGUACUCGGACGUUCCCGAGGCAUCGCGCGCCAGGUCACACUUCCUCAACGGCAGGCAUCGUGUGCUCCUCUACACGGAGAGAGCCCAUCACUUCCGCCGGUACCAGCUGCGUGGUGUCCACCGGGUCAUCUUCUACGGCCUACCCGACAACCCCAUCUUCUACAAGGAGAUUGCCGGGGGCUACCUCGGGAAGAGCGAGGAAGAUAUGAGGAUCGAGCCGGGCCAGGGCAGCGUCAGGGUCAUGUUCUCCAAGUACGAUGUAAUGAAGUUGGAGCGGACCGUGGGUUCCAAGAGGGUCGGAAAGAUGAUACAAGACCGUGGCGAUACGUUUGACUUUGUCUAG
Messenger RNA from Emericellopsis cladophorae, 2046 nucleotides. RefSeq names its product U3 small nucleolar RNA-associated protein 25. Gene Ontology annotation, molecular function: rRNA binding; U3 snoRNA binding. NCBI's taxonomy places the organism in Eukaryota, Fungi, Ascomycota, Sordariomycetes, Hypocreales, Bionectriaceae. The coding region runs from base 1 to 2046 and encodes 681 amino acids. Gene Ontology annotation, biological process: maturation of SSU-rRNA from tricistronic rRNA transcript (SSU-rRNA, 5.8S rRNA, LSU-rRNA). Gene Ontology annotation, cellular component: small-subunit processome; nucleolus. The record is from RefSeq and is a predicted model, not a curated record. The transcript is spliced from 4 exons.